GUGAAGAUUCAAAUGAUCCGAUCCUAAACCUUUGCAAUAACUUAAUACAAAAUAUUUAUAACACAGCUGAGUUUAAAGAACGUCUCAUCAUAACGGAUGCAGUUGUUGAAUCAAUCAACGAUCAUUUCGCUCACAUUAGCCAAUAUAAUCGAAUCAAAGAUUUUAUUAUUUUUUUUGGUGAAGUUAUUUAUUAUUUUGAAUAUCUAGCGAAGAUGGAUUAUAUACUUUUAAUGAAUAGAAAAUUCAAUAAAGCCGUAGGUGAUAAUGGUUUUGAUGAAGGAAAUAAGUAUCAAUUUACUAUGAAGGGGUUGGAAAUGUGCAAAUUUGCUGAGCUAUUUUUUAAAAUUGAAGAAUUUAGUUCUAGUUUUCAAAAAUUUUAUCAAGAUUGUCACGAUUCGCUUGGAAACGAG
Messenger RNA from Scutellospora calospora, 410 nucleotides. Lineage: Eukaryota; Fungi; Glomeromycota; Glomeromycetes; Diversisporales; Gigasporaceae. The record is from the annotation of a GenBank genome assembly.